AUGACAAUUCAAACAUCACACGUUCACCACGAUCAAAUCGCUAAAGAUGGUUUCACUAUUGUUAGAGGCUUUUUAACACCAGAAGAAGUAAAAAGAUACAGGCAAGCUUCAGAAAAUGUUGUUGAAUAUGCUAGAGAAGGUAAAUGGCCGGAAGUCAGGACAAGAGGGAAGCAGUUUCCUCCUUGGCCCAAGAAUUUUAGCCCUGAUAUCUGGGGAAUAUCAGGAUUGUUGAACCCUGAUUUAGGGGAUAUGUCAAGACCAUUCCAUGAAUGCUAUGCGUCUGAUAAAUUAUUAGAUAUUGCCGGCGAUAUCUUACAGACAGAUAAUAAUGGGUUAAGUAUGGAACUUUUUAACAUGCUUAUUAACCCUCUAACAGACUUUGAUUUAGAUUGGCAUAGAGAUUACAUAAAACCGGAGGUUAGUGAAAAAGAGGAGGCCGAACAAUUAUUGCAAGAUCCAUACGCAGGGACUCAGUUCAAUUUGCCAUUGACGGAAGAUAAAUGCUUAAUUGUUAUUCCUGGUUCUCAUAAUAGAAUUAGGACACCGGAGGAGCGUGAAAAGACUUCCAACGAUAAUAGAAAAGAAUUUAUCGAUGGCCAAAUCGCAGUUGGUUUGAAUCCUGGUGAUAUUGUCUUCUACAAUAGUAAUAUUUUACAUAGAGCGUCUUAUUCAUCGAAAAGUAUCAGAUUAACGUUACAUGGUUCUUACGGACAUGUUGAUCACGGCAAAACAAGAGCCAAAGGUGUUUUACAACAUGGUGUAGCAGAAUGGUUACCAAGGUUUGAAACUAAGGAACCAAAUUUGCAAUUAAUGAAAGGUAAGUUGGAGAAUUUAGCUAAGCAGUUCGAAGGGGCUAAUUUAGGUUACUCGCUUGACGGAUAA
Molecule: messenger RNA, 882 nt
Organism: Debaryomyces hansenii CBS767
Lineage: Eukaryota; Fungi; Ascomycota; Pichiomycetes; Serinales; Debaryomycetaceae
Exons: 1
Coding region: 1-882 (293 amino acids)
Source: RefSeq, a predicted model, not a curated record